CGGCCAAGGGUUUCGGUAGGGAAGGUAAGUAGUUUAACAUUUUGAAGUGGAGCCAAAAACAAGAACGCUUGGCGCGAAACUCUAAAUUUCACUUUCCUAUUGUUUUUGUUUAUAUUCCCAAACAUCUCCAUUUUCAUCUUCCACACACCACACCAAUUAGGGUUCUUAAAUUCCUUUUUUCUCAUUACAGAUCUCACAAUCAAGCUUCAAAAUCUCUGGUUGGAAACGCGCAUAGGUUCCAAGAAACGCCAGAGAGCUGAAAAUGGCGGCAACGGUGAUAAUCGACCUCGACGUUAAAAACACUCCUCCAAGUCCAACUCCUGCUCCUCUUCCUCUUCCUCCUCAAGAUCCGAAAUUAAAUCGUGCCAAGAGCAACAUUCGGAAGCGAAAGAAGGAUAGCAUGCCGCUGCAAAACAUAAAGAGCGCGGAAGAGAAAUACGCGCUCAUCCAAACCCUCAUGAAGGAGCUCGAUGGAUUGUUCAAGUAUUACAAAGAAGUUAUGGCUCAGAAAGUGUGCGUCGAGCUGAGCCACUGUGGUGGUUCGCGAAACGCUGUUGUUGCGGCGCUGAUGGAGGAAAGUGACCUUCCGUUGACGAGACUCGUGGAAGCGAUUCAUGACAAGUUGAACAGUGAAGUAGGAAACGGCGCAAUCGUGCUGGCGGAGCCUGUGACGUACGCGUCGGUGAAGAGUAGUGUGUUGUUUGUGGGGCAGAGAAUGGUAUAUGGCGUGCCUAAUGCUGAUGCUGAUAUAUUGGAGGACCAUGCCGAUUCAUGUCUCUGGUGUUGGGAGACGAGGGAUGUGAAAUUGAUGCCAAGAUAUGUUCGAGGACAACUUGGUGUUAGACGUACUUGCCGAAGAAGGAUACAUGAGAGGAUCAUGGCUGUCUCUGAAAUGAUAGCAUCACUGAAAAAGCUAGAGAGUGAACCAGAUUACAAUCAUGGCUUAAUGAAGGCAUCAAAAAAGCUCAAUAAAGCUUUCAAUGAGGCAGAUAUUCGCCUGUUAGUGGAUGCCUUGAUGCAGAAAAACAGUGAAGACAUGGCCAAGAAAAAAGCAAACCAAGAAAAUAAAUUGCUAGUUAAACAGUUGGAGAGAAAUAGAAAAGAAGCUGAUAAAGAGAAAGAAAGUGCACACAGUGAACUGCAAAGCGAAACACUGCUUAGUGAAUCAGAUUUAAAAUUGUCACAAGAUGAGGCAAGAAAUGGUGAGAAAUUUUUUGAAAAGAGGAAACAGCAAAAGAAGCAGGUAGAGGGUGCAGAAAAGGAUCAACGGCGUCGAGAGAAAGAAGAAGCUGAAUUAAAAAAGAAGCGAUGUUUACAAAAGCAAGCCUCAAUUAUGGAACGCUUUCUGAAAAGAAGUAAAAUUGAUCCCUCAUCUCAGAGUGACAAAGUUCCAAAUAAAUCAAUGGCAUCUGAUACAUCAAGCAGCAAGAGUGAGAGUGUGUCUGAGUCAGCUACUAUUUCAAUGGAUUGUACUCUUGCAUCAAGUAGUGCUGUUACACUUGAGGAUAUUCGCAAGUUGCAUUUUUCUUCAUGGCGCUGUUUAGGACAAUCCAUUCGCUCAAACAGAAGACAGAGAUGGGGCUUACGUCAUAAACCAAGGACUGAAGUAUUUAAGGAACUUAAGCUGACUGCUACUAAAACUGCAGUUCAUGAUGAUGAGUUAGAUAUGGAGAAACAUGUAGACAGAUUGGGAGAAUUUAGUUCUGAUAUUAGUUCCUGCCCAAUGAAUGCAGAGGUUUCUCCUCUUGAUGCCAAGAAGUAUAGUCGAGGGAGACAAUUGUUGCAGUUUGAUAAUGCUCAUAGACCUGCCUUUUAUGGUGUUUGGCCCACAAAAAGUCACAUUGUUGGACCACGCCAUCCUUUAAGGAAAGAUCCAAGUCUGGAUUAUGAUGUCAGCAGCGAUGAGGAAUGGGAAGAGGAGGACCCUGGUGAAAGUCUUUCUGAUUGUGAUAAAGAUGAAGAGGAAUGUCAAGAGGAAGGCUCAAAGUCUGAUGGAGAAAGUGAAGAUGGGUUUUUUGUACCUGAUGGAUAUCUCUCUGAAGAUGAGGGUGCACAAGUAGACAGAAUGGAAAUAGAUAAUGACAUUGAGGGGGCUGAUAGCUCACCAAGCUGUAAGGAUGAUGCCGAGAGCGAGGAGUUUUGUGCUUUACUUCGACUACAGAAAUAUUUAAACAAUUUGACUGAGCAUGCUCUUCGAAAAAAUCAACCCUUGAUUAUAUCAAAUUUGAUUCAUGACAAGGAGAUUUUGUUAUUGGAUCACCAUAUUAGUGGUGCUCCUAAGCUGGAGCAGAUGUGCUUGCAAGCUUUGAGUAUGUACAUAAUUCCUGGCUGCUCAGAUAUAGAAAUAUCUAUGGAUCAAAUGCAAGAUAAGGACCAGGAAGCCUGCCUCUCUUCUGGUAAAGGUGGUACUUGUCCAGUAUCUGAUGUGGCUAUCAUACCAGACUCAGAUCUACCCAUAAUUGUGACUACUAUUCAAAAUUGUUCUCAAGGGAUGAAUAAAGUGUUAGGGUCUUUGCAACAGAUAUUCCCAUCUGUAUCAAAGUCCUUACUGAAGAAUAAAGUGCGUGAAGUGUCAGACUAUGUUGAUAACCGUUUGCAGGUGAAGAAAGAAGUUUUAGUUAAGCUUGGCUUGGCAGUUAAACCUGAAAAAAGCAGCGGGGAACCAAGAAGUAUUGCUGCAUUUUUUUCAAAAAGGUGCUUGCCACCGACUGGUGAAAGUGUGAAAACUGGUGAAACUUCACCGCUGCCAUUCCUGAAAUCACAUUCUGCCAUUGAUGAACGACAGCAAAGUUCGUAUAAUAUUUAAUGCGGGAUAUUUUGUUGCACAGUGGCAUUUUGGUUACUUCCCGAUUACUUACUGUAGACUUUGUAGAAAUUGGAGAUAGUAGGUUGCACUUGAUGCUUGUUGACCUCUGUAGGCUAGUUUCUGAUUAAGAUAUGUCUGAACACUACUUUUUUGCAAGACUUGAUAAAAUUUUAUGUUUAACUAUAUUGUAACAAGAGGAUUGCUUUUUGCAGCCCAUUUUAUCAAUUUAAUUUGUCCUUUUCAAACU
Molecule: messenger RNA, 3053 nt
Organism: Abrus precatorius (Indian licorice)
Lineage: Eukaryota; Viridiplantae; Streptophyta; Magnoliopsida; Fabales; Fabaceae
Product: chromatin assembly factor 1 subunit FAS1
Exons: 12
Coding region: 263-2806 (847 amino acids)
Biological process (GO): nucleosome assembly
Cellular component (GO): CAF-1 complex; nucleus
Source: RefSeq, a predicted model, not a curated record